AUGCUUCCAUCAAAAGUUUUCAAAAUUCUAGUUCCAAAUGUUACUCAGGCUUGUUUGAUAGCUUCCUGUCUACAUACGUCCGGAAGUUUGCACAAAACGAAAAAGCCUUCGAAGAUAAAAGGUUGCGAUCCUACUCCUGUCGCCAUCGUUCUUUGCGGUGUCGGGGGUCUCGACGGCACGGAAAUUGCCGAAGCCGUUUCUAUAGCGAUUCAUUGUUCCGAAAACAAUUUGCUGCCACGAUUUUAUGCGCCGGACAUUGAAAUAGUUGGACUCGUGAAUCACUUAACCAAGAAGCCGGAUGAUCGCAAUGCGCCCAGGAAUGCUCUUAUCGAAGCGGCAAGAUUGGCUAGGCCUGCGAUACAAUCUCUCUGCGAGUGUGAACCGGGCUCCGCCGAAGCGUUAAUUAUUCCCGGCGGCUAUGGCGCUGCUCGCACCCUGAGUGACUUCGCCUCGAAGGGAGCUGACUGUACCGUGUUACCCGAACUUCGGAGAGUCAUGGAAGAAUUCAAUUGCGACAGAAAACCAAUCGGUACACUUUGUAUUGCAACAUCCUUGGUCGCAAAGGUCUUUAAGGGGGCUAAAGUAACACUGGGAAAAGAAGGUCCAGAAGAAGAUUGGCCAUACGCCGAGGCAAUAAAGCAAGUUAAAAAGAUGGGUGCAAAGAUUGAAUUCAAGGAUGUAACAGGUGUCUCGUACUGUAAAACUUACAAUGUAUUUAGUAACCCAGCAUGGUUAUAUGCGUGUGCAACUUUCGGCGAGGUUCACAAAGGGAUCGGUAAUAUGAUAUCGAAGAUGAGGAAAAACAUAGUACGCUGA
Molecule: messenger RNA, 816 nt
Organism: Venturia canescens
Lineage: Eukaryota; Metazoa; Arthropoda; Insecta; Hymenoptera; Ichneumonidae
Product: ES1 protein homolog, mitochondrial-like
Exons: 4
Coding region: 1-816 (271 amino acids)
Source: RefSeq, a predicted model, not a curated record